Messenger RNA from Plasmodium relictum, 1092 nucleotides. RefSeq names its product surface-associated interspersed protein (SURFIN). The record is from RefSeq and is a predicted model, not a curated record. The annotation marks the transcript as partial. The transcript has a single exon. Lineage: Eukaryota; Apicomplexa; Aconoidasida; Haemosporida; Plasmodiidae.
AUGCAGGAUUGUAAAAAAGAGGAGUGGGAAUUAAAUAGAGUAGAAUUUUUAGAAAUCUGCUUGAAUGAAUGGUUAAAAAACGAGGAAAUAAUUGAAAAUAUAAUGGACAAAGAAGUCAUAUUAAGAAAAGAAAAAGAAAAAAGUAAUGUAGAAUUAGAAAAGCAGAAGAUGCUAUCAAAGAAAUGGACAGAAAGAAAAAUAAGGCUAUUGGAAAAAUGGGAAAAGGAAGAAUGGUUUAAAAAUUUGAAAGAAGAAUGGAGAAAGGAGGAAAAUAUGUAUGCAGAAACAAAAGAUAAAUUAGAAGUCAUGGAUAGACAAGAUAAAAUAGAGAAUGAUCCCAUAUUAGAGAAGAGAAAAGAAAUAUGGAAGAAAUGGUUACAGAGACAGAGGGAGACAUUUAUGGAUUAUUAUAGGGAGGGAUGGUUUAAAAAAUUGUUAGAAGAAUACGAAAAGGAAGAACAUGAAUUUAUAAAAGAUGAAAACGGGAAGAAUGUAGAAGGAAAAAAAAAAAACUUAGAAAUUGAGAUAAGAGAAGUAGCAAUAGUAGGCAUAAGGAAAGAUGUAAAUGAGAAGAUAAAAAAAGAAAGAUUAAUAUCUAAUAUGUGUGCAGAGAUACAUAUGAUGGUAUUAGACCAGUGUAAAAAGGAAGAGAUAGAGUCCAUGACAGAUGAGUUUCUUAAAUCAUACAUAGAACAAAAGAAAAAGCAUGAAGGAUUUCUUGAACAAGAAAUGGGAAAUAAGAAAAUAGAUGAAUUAGAAAAAGAAAGAGAAAUGAAUAUUAUGAUAGAGAAGAAUAAAGAAAAAUGGGAGUGUUGGAAAAAAGAGGAGUGGUUUCAGGAGUUGAAGUUGAAUUGGAAAAAGGAAAUGAUACAUAUGAAAGAAAUAACAGAUAAUAUAAGAGAAAAAGUAAUAAAUCCCAUGUUGGAAACACAAAUAAUUGAGAAACAGUGGCAAGAGAGGCAAAGAAAUAUUUUAAAGAAAUGGAAUAAACAAAAUAAAAAUGAAAGGUCUAUGAAGAACAAAGAUAAAGAAACAAUAGAAGACGAAAAUGAUGAAAACGAUUUAAAAAAAUGGGAUAUUACAAUACUAUAA